AUGGCGGCUGCAGAACACGCGGUAACCAUUCACGAUGAAAGGACCAUGGAGCUUCCUCUACUUCCACCGAACCAGGCGCUCGAGGCCCUAAAAGAUGUCUUUUGUGGAUCGGCUGCAGGAAUGGCCGGCAAGGUCAUUGAAUACCCAUUCGACACCGUGAAGGUCCGGCUUCAAUCGCAACCAGAUCAUCUGCCCCUCCGGUAUACGGGGCCAUUGGAUUGUUUCCGCCAAUCGAUCCGAACGGAUGGGAUUCGAGGACUCUACAGAGGAAUCAACGCCCCUUUACUAGGAGCUGCGGUCGAGAAUAGCUGUCUUUUCUUCAGCUAUCGUAUGUUCCAGGAUAUUCUGAGGUCAACCUGGUAUUCUUCGACAACCGAAGAUCUACCGUUCUCCGCGCUUCUGGUCAGCGGUGCAGCAUCCGGAUCGAUUACAUCGCUUGCCCUUACUCCGAUUGAGCUGGUCAAAUGCAAGAUGCAGGUCCCUGUUAAUGGCGCCGCUCGUGCGGCCCCAGGUACAUUGUCCAUUAUAGCAUCUAUUUUCCGUCACGAUGGAAUAUUAGGGUUCUGGCGAGGCCAGCUGGGCACGUUCAUCCGUGAAACAGGAGGCGGCGCUGCCUGGUUUGGAGGAUACGAGGGAGUUUCGGGACUUUUCCGGAUGCGCGCUGCAUCAAAGAGACAAAGCACAUCCGAGCCAGUGACCUUACCGAUAUAUCAACAAAUGAUUGCAGGAGCAGCAGGCGGCAUCAGCUACAACUUCCUAUUCUAUCCAGCCGACACCAUCAAAUCGCGGAUGCAAACCGAAGACGUUGUCCGGCCCGGGCAUGGUGGAAGGCAGACCUUCUUGAGUGUUGGCAAGACUAUGUGGCAGCAACAGGGCUUGAGAGCUCUGUACCGGGGCUGCGGGAUAACCUGCGCACGUUCAGCUCCCAGUUCUGCCUUUAUUUUCUCCGUCUAUGAAGCCCUGCGGGGAUUCUUCUCAUGA
Molecule: messenger RNA, 981 nt
Organism: Aspergillus chevalieri
Lineage: Eukaryota; Fungi; Ascomycota; Eurotiomycetes; Eurotiales; Aspergillaceae
Gene: amcA
Product: putative mitochondrial ornithine carrier protein AmcA/Ort1
Exons: 2
Coding region: 1-981 (326 amino acids)
Biological process (GO): mitochondrial L-ornithine transmembrane transport
Molecular function (GO): L-ornithine transmembrane transporter activity
Source: RefSeq, a predicted model, not a curated record